AUGGUAAAUAUGACGGGAGAAGGUCGGGGAGUGCGAACGCCACUGCUCGAAUGCGGCGAACAUGCGCAAGUGCAUAAGACGGCGACCCCUCGCUGCUGUUUAUGGCUGGCCAGCCAUGUCAAUGUGAGGAAAUGCGUCGCUGGCGUUAUGCUGCUCUCCGUCCUCACCAUAUUCUUCUAUACGUAUUAUGUGACAAUGCCACUUACAAGCCUAGUGUGGCGCGAUCGGAUACCGCGUCCGUUGUCGCAAUGCUCGCUGCUCGCUUCGCAGCAGCAAACAGCGCGCGAUCAUCGCUCGGACGCGCGAUUACGCAUCGACGCCAAAGUACUUGUUAUAGCGGAAUCGCUAUACUCGCGCUUGGGACGUGACAUUGCAGAACUGCUUGUUGCAAACCGGAUACGGUACAAAGUGGAAGUCGCAGGCAAAAGUCUGCCAGUACUUACCACUUUGGACAAGGGGCGAUACGGAGUAAUUGUGUUCGAGUCGCUGUCGAAAUAUGCAAAUAUGGACAAGUGGAAUCGAGAACUACUCGAUAAAUACUGUCGAGAAUAUUCAGUAGGGGUCGUCGGGUUCGCAACGCCGGGGGAGGAGAGUCUUGUUGGCGCUCAGUUGAAAGGAUUCCCACUCUUCAUGCAUACCAAUCUAAGGCUUAAGGACGCAACGUUAAACCCGGCGUCGCCUGUUUUGCGGCUGGCUCGCGCCGGCGAGACGGCGUGGGGCCCGCUGCCCGGCGACCACUGGACCGUGUUCAGAGCGAAUUCGUCCACUUACGAACCCAUCGCCUGGGCGCUACGAGAGCACGAUUAUGGCACUACUGAAGACCGAAUGCCGUUGGCGACCGUAGUUCAAGACCACGGCCGCUUGGACGGCGUCCAAAGAGUUCUGUUCGGGUCGGGUCUCCAGUUUUGGCUUCACCGUGUUCUGUUCCUGGACGCCUUAAGUUACUUGAGCCACGGCCAACUCAGUUUGAGCCUCGACAGAUGGAUACUUGUGGAUAUCGACGACAUAUUUGUUGGUGAACGAGGUACUCGUCUACACGAAGAGGAUGUGUCAGCACUGUUAGCAUCACAGACGGCCCUGCAGCGUCUCGUGCCUGGCUUCCGAUUCAACCUGGGCUUCAGCGCCAAGUACUACCACCACGGCACCUCUUUGGAGAACCGAGGAGAUGAUGCGCUCUUAAAGAAUAGGGAACACUUUAACUGGUUUUGUCACAUGUGGAAUCACCAGCAACCGCAUCUGUACAACAAUGUCACCCAACUCGAAGCCGAGAUGACAAUGAACAAGCAAUUCGCCAUCGAACACGGGAUACCUACAAACUCCUGCUAUUCGGUAUCACCACAUCAUUCAGGAGUGUAUCCCGUUCACGAACCCCUCUACGAAGCGUGGAGAAAAGUUUGGGAUGUAAAAGUGACGAGUACUGAAGAAUAUCCUCAUUUACGACCAGCUAGAUUACGACGUGGUUUCCGCCACAGGGGUGUAAUGGUACUACCUCGACAGACGUGUGGAUUAUUCACCCACACACUGCUGUUAGAGCGCUACCCAGGUGGCAGGCAACGUCUCGACCGCUCCAUACAAGGUGGCGAACUGUUCCAAACCGUCAUCAAUAACCCGAUCAACGUGUUUAUGACGCACAUGUCAAACUAUGGCAACGACCGUCUCGCGUUGUAUACAUUCGAGUCGGUGGUGAAGUUUCUUCGCUGCUGGACAAACGUUCGUCUGGCUUCCGCGCCCCCGCUCGCCCUUGCAGAGAAGUACUUCCAACUGCGGCCAGACGAGUUGAAUCCACUAUGGGGAAAUCCCUGCGAUGAUAUACGUCAUAGACGGAUUUGGUCGAAGAGCAAAUGGUGCGACACCUUACCGAAGAUAUUAGUAAUAGGACCGCAGAAGACUGGCAGCACAGCACUUUAUACAUUCCUUGCUAUGCAUCCAACUUUAAUACCCAACUUGCCGAGUCCUACAACUUACGAGGAAUUGCAGUUCUUCAAUAACAACAACUAUUUGAAGGGAUUGGACUGGUACUUAAAUUUCUUUCCUCCGAGUCAAAGCAACAACACCCUGAUAACGUUCGAGAAGUCCGCGACUUACUUCGACGGGGACCUCGUUCCGCGGAGAGCUCACGCACUUCUGCCGAACGCGAAGAUAAUCGCUAUACUUAUUUCACCGUCGAAAAGAGCGUAUUCGUGGUACCAGCACAUACGUUCGCACGGGGACCCUGUUGCGAACAAUUACACCUUCCAUACGGUCAUAACAGCGAACGACUCAAGUCCGAAGCUACUUCGAGAUUUAAGGAAUCGCUGUUUGAAUCCGGGGAAAUAUAGCCAUUACCUAGAACGUUGGCUGGCGGAGUACAGCGCUCACCAAAUACACAUACUAGACGGAUCACUGCUAAGAACUGAACCAGCAACCGCUAUGAACAUACUACAAAAGUUCCUAAAAAUACCGCAUCUGGACUACAACAAGCUUCUUAAGUACGACGCUAAGAAGGGUUUCUUCUGUCAAGCGGUGAGUGGCGAGAAAACUAAAUGUCUGGGUAAAUCGAAGGGUCGGAUUUACCCGCCAAUGGAAGACCGUUCCUCAAAAUUCCUCAGAAGAUAUUACUCCCCUCACAACACGGCUCUAUCCAAACUCCUCGUUAGACUCGGCCGACCAGUACCCCAGUGGCUCAAAGAGGAACUCACCACAAGUGGAUAGCAUUUCUUUCAACCUAAAAGGUUGGAAAGAAACAAAAAAAUCGUUCACGGAUUGAUAAAAGUUUGUGUCGUGAAAAUAACGUAAAAAGUUAUGAACUGUGGACGUUCGCAAUACGUAAAGUUUAUCAUGUAUAAAUGUGAUAGUAUCCUUGUUGAGUGUUAUCUUUGUCUAUCGGAUCUUGUAAUAUAUUCAGAGUGAUUUAAAAAAAAUAAUUUAAUGUAAACAAUCAUAGUUCUACGAAGUUUAUUUCGAUGUAGAUCGUAAAUUUAUUUUGUAUUUUAGCGUAAGUAUUCAGUGUUCAUGUGAAUUUUAAUGUUAAACUUUGCUUGCCCGAUUUUUGUAACUUAGCCACUAACGGCCCCGAUACGUCCCUGUAUCGGUGUAGGUGCUAUACGUUGAUUAUGUUUAUAUGAAGCACCUCUAACGAGAUGAUAUUUUUUAUCUUUUAAGAUGAAAUUGUUAGAACGAGUUGUCUCGACGAAAAGAAUCGAACGAACUUGUAAUACGAAAUGAAAUUGUUUUUACGUCGUCGGUAGCUCUAUCAGAUUGAACUCGUUCUACGCGAACGUCAGACACGCUUACUUUAGUAUUUUUAUAUGUACGUACCUGAUGCUAUUUGUACAUUAUAGUUAAUUUUUGUACGUAUCUCUUUUAUAAUCUAGGAGAGUUAUAUUCAAAACUGUAGUCCCUCGGUGCCAUUUAUACUAAUAACUCAUUUUGUUUUCUAAGUUUUAAUAGUUAUUAUUUUGUAUGUCUGCUGAUGUGAAUGUGUUUAACGUGCGUUUUUAUUUAUUCAACGACAGCUAUAAAAUCAAAAAACGCUUACAAAUAAUAACUUACAAAAUGUACACAGAAACACACACACAAUUUUUUUUUCAAUAAUGGCACUAUACUUCGUAAAGAACAAGACGCUAGUCCUAUGGUAAGAUUUUUAUAGUUUUCUUUUUACGAAGAAAUAUUUGAUUAAGCGCAAGCGGAUCAUUGUUCGAACCCCUGUAACCUUUAAAGGUAUUCAUUUUUAUGGUAGCAUAAAAUAUGUUGUUAUAUGGAAUGUAUUCUUUGUACCUUUUCUUUUCAUAAGUGAGAGAAAGGAACAGCGCUAACUAGCAGCUGUCACAUAGUGACGUCGCUACCGAAAUUUACUUUUGUUUUAUAUUAAUUAGUACGACUGACCUUACAGUGAAAUAAAUAGUGUAUUUUGGAAUAUAUUUUGAUACGCAAGAAUUUAUCGACGAGCAAAUACGGCGUGGUCUUCGAACAGACUUUACAAUACUAAUAAUUUGUAAUAGAUGUUGGUACUUAAAUCCCCUGUAAAAAAAAACUUUUCUCCGAUCAAAUUAUAGAUACUUUAAUAUAAAAAAUAUAUUAUACAUAACGAAAAGAAAUAAUUGGAUAUAUAAUGUAAAAUGUUUUUAUAAUUAUGUAAAUCGAUUAUAAAUAUAUUAUUUUUAUUUCAUUUUUUGUUUACGUCGACAAAGCUUUAUAGAAUUAGAUAUUUAUGUCUACACUUCCGAAGUUUAUGAUGGAUGGCGGAGUGAUUAUGUAGAAAAUGGCCUUAAUAUUAUUUCUUAGAGACUCGUUACGUUAAUAGUAAUCGUGUAAAUUAUUAUUCAAAAAUGUUUCAUUUGAAUUAAUUUACCGUAGGAUAGUCGGAACCAAGAAUCUGUUUUGGGGGCUCGUAAAUUUAAUUUACUUUUUUAAUUUUAUUUUCAAUCGUAAUCGCGUUUACUUAUUAUUUGUCAUCAGAAGUAUUUCAGUCUCAUUUCAAAUUAAGUUUUCCGGCAGGAUACUUCGGUAUUUCGCUGCGUAAUACGAAAUAGGUUCAGGAGCUCGUUAAAUUUUUCCCUUGAUAAUAUCAUCACUUUGAAGAAAAUAAAAUCGAAGUAAAGAGGCCCCGGUAUACUUAUUUGUUAUAUUUUAAUGUAAUUUUCCGAAGGCGGAUGUCUGUUCUUAAUGUGUUAUGUAAAAGAAAUUAAUACGUCACUUAUUUUAUUAAACGAUUUAAAAAACUAA
This is a messenger RNA of Melitaea cinxia (Glanville fritillary), 4704 nucleotides long. RefSeq names its product bifunctional heparan sulfate N-deacetylase/N-sulfotransferase (gene sfl). Gene Ontology annotation, cellular component: Golgi apparatus. The coding region runs from base 1 to 2691 and encodes 896 amino acids. The record is from RefSeq and is a predicted model, not a curated record. Lineage: Eukaryota; Metazoa; Arthropoda; Insecta; Lepidoptera; Nymphalidae. The transcript is spliced from 14 exons. Gene Ontology annotation, molecular function: deacetylase activity; heparan sulfate N-sulfotransferase activity.